AUGAGGUCAGAUCCGGCGUCCCAGGUCGGCCGUGGUUGCGAUUCGGGGCUCACUGACCGUGAGGCCGGGCCCCGGUUUGAGUAUUCGACCGUGGUGUCGAGGUUGAUCAAUUUAUGGAGGUUGGCCGGCUUUUGGCAGCAGCAGCUAAGUCGGGCGUGGUUAGGUAGGAUUUUGCGGGCUGAGCUUGACUUCAAUGACGGUAGUGGCUCAGGUCUUGAUUUGGGGAAUCGGGUUUAUGUGAGGUCGGCCCGGCUAUGGAAGUGGGCCGGCUGUUAUGGCCGAAACUGUUCGGGCUGCAAUUUUGUGGACAACAACAGUGAAGUCGCCCGAGCUGUUGUUUUGGAUGCCAGGCCCAAGCCCAACAGCUGCAUAAUGAAACAUGCGGCCCGCCAAAAAAUCACAACCGGUCCAUCCCAGUUGUUCGCUAUUCGGAAUUGGAGAGUUUGGCUCGACUGUGAUGUUGCCAUUUUUCUUGAUUUUGCCGUUCUUCCAUUUUUAGAAAGGCUGGAAUUUUUUCGGCAAACACCCAAAAGUUCAGUUGCUGUACUUGGUAAAAACGAGAGGAUGCGGUGGCCACUGGCCGCCACAUGCUGUCAGUUUCGGAGGCGGCGAGUGCUGCUCGGGUUUUGCUGUGGAAUUUUUCCUCCGGGCGGCUGGGAUGUGGAUUCGGCUGCAGCUAAGAGGUGAUGUUAGUCGACGCUAGGUUGUUCGCUGGUUGUCGGCUACGCUGAGUGUUUGUCCCAUUUUUGUUGCGUU
Molecule: messenger RNA, 756 nt
Organism: Striga asiatica
Lineage: Eukaryota; Viridiplantae; Streptophyta; Magnoliopsida; Lamiales; Orobanchaceae
Source: the annotation of a GenBank genome assembly